This is a messenger RNA of Nicotiana tabacum (common tobacco), 3610 nucleotides long. The record is from RefSeq and is a predicted model, not a curated record. Lineage: Eukaryota; Viridiplantae; Streptophyta; Magnoliopsida; Solanales; Solanaceae.
GAGAAGAACUAUUUUGACAAUUUGUUCAACAUAGUGAUGGAUGAUAAGAAUAAGACAAAAGAUAACCCGAAGGCUAGACUGGAUUUACAAGAAUAUUGUAGGCGACCUGAAUUAUAUUUGCAGUCUACGAAUAAUGGUAAGGUGUUCAAGACCAAGGCUAGCUACACAUUCACUUUUGAAUAAAGACGACAAAUUUGUGAGUGGGUUACAAACCUAAAGAUGCCUGAGGGAUAUGCUUCGAACCUGGAAAAAUGAUAUGUUUAAAAGAAAGCUGAUUCAUAUGAAAAGUCAUGACUGUCAUAUCUUCAUGAAAAUUUAUUCCCUAUUACAUUUUGUAGUUUGCCUGAAAGUAUCUGGAAACCCAUCACAAUGAUAAGUCUGUUCUUCAAAGACUUAUGUUCAACCACAUUAAGGGAAGAAAACCUAUUUCAAAUGAAUCGGAAUAUUCCUGUAAUCAGUAAUAAGCUGGAAGUGAUUUUUUCGUGUGGUUUCUUUGCUGUGAUGGAACACCUUCCAAUUCACCUUGUACACGAGACGCGACUUGGAUAGCCGGUUCAAUACAAGUGGAUGUAUCCAUUCGAGAGGUAAUGAUCAAACCUUGAUUCAUUCUUGUAAUUUUCUUUAACUUUAUCGUCUAAUAUGACAUUGUGCAGGAAUAUCGGCAAGUGUAAACGAUUUGUUAAACAUAGGAAUAGGAUUGAAGGAUCCAUAUGCGAAGCCUAUCUUGCAAAGGAAACUGCCCAUUUUUGUUCUUACUACUUCGACAGUCAUGUGCCAUGUGCUAGAAAUAGGCCCAAUCAGCACAAUGUCAUGAUUGAUAAUAAUCCAUUAUAUCCACCAAUGUCCAUAUUCAAUCAACCAGGCCGAGGUUCUAAAGAUUGAUCAAAAAGGGGCCUAAGUAGUAUGGAGUACAAAUGAGCUUCAAAUUAUGUGUUGCUAAAUUAUCCGGAAGUUCAACCCUUUCUUAAGUAAGUGUUGACGUAAGAUUAAUUUACAUGGACUACUAUUUAAUUCGGUUGAUGUAACUAACAAAAUUUCAAUGUGUCGCUCAGUGACUUUGUGAGUCAAAUUGGCCAUGAUGCUGUAUAUUCUACAUUUGAGGCAUGAUUUAAAGAGUGUGUAAGUGCAUCUUACAUACUUUCUCACAUGUGAAUAUACAUACUUGGCCACUUGUGAAUACACUUGCUCACUUGUGAUUGAUUUAACACGACAUGUAGGUCAAUAAUCUAAACUACGGUGUUAAUCAAUUUUUGAAAGAUAUAUCUUGGGGACCUGCACCUACAUUUACAACUAUGUCUAAGUAUUUUGUGAAUGGUUAUAAAUUUCACACCGAGGAAUGCUCUAAGUAUAAAAAAAAGCAAUAACAGUGGGGUGUGUGUCAAAGGUGGUGAAGGUAACCAGGAUGGGAAAAAUGAUUAUUAUGGCGUGAUCAAAGAGAUUCUAGAAUUAUCAUAUUCAGGUUGGCCAAAUAAGAAGAUCAUACUUUUUCGAUGCAAGUAAUUUGACCCAACACCUAGAAGAGGUCUAAAUGUACACUUGCAAUACAACAUAAUUGAGGUUAAUAAUAGAGGGAGUAUGAUCGCUAUGAUCCUUUUAUAAUUGCAGAAAAAGUUAGGCAAGUGUAUUAUGCUCCAUAUCCAUUGCGGAGGGAUAAGGUUGAUUGGUUGGUUGUAAUCAAAACUAAGCCUGUUGGUGGGGUGAAAGUUGAGAAUGUGCUAGAUAUUACUUACCAAAAUGAUACCUCAAGUGUUAACGAAAUGGUGGAUGAUCAGUUAGAAAAAUGACUUGGAGCAUCCUCAACGCAUAUUAGAAGAAGUUAAUAUGGAGGAAAUAACCAUCAUAGAAAAUGAGGACGAAGAAUCACCUGAUGAAAAUGAAAUAAGUGAAGAGGAAGAAUUUUCGGACGAGGAAGGAUACUUCGAAGACGACUAGCAUAUGACUGGUAGGGGUUGAGGUAGGUCUAGGAAGGAUAAGAGGCCUAUUGAUCUGAGGAUAGUGCUACACCCUCGCUUCAUUCCACUCCACACUUGCAUCCCUCCGCUGCUGAUGGACGGCAACAAUCUUCUAGGCACACAUCUUUUCCACCACAUCCAUCUACUCAUCAGACUACCUACCAUUCGCUCUCCCAGUAAUAUUCUUACCAUUCUCCACCACAGGGCUAUACCCCGCUUCCUCCACAUGAUCUUGCAUAUAGUUAUAUGGGUCCAUCGAGUCAGCAGUCACAGGUCCAUGUGGUGAUGCGCCCGUCAUCUGCUCAAUUUGAUUCACCACCAGCUGGAUCACAUCCAUCUAGAUUACAGCCACUCGGAUCGUAGUAGUGGUCUGAAUCGCAGCAUGAGUCUAGAUCGCAUCCAUCUUCAUCAGCGACCCCGUCUCCCUCUAUACGGAGUUCGUCUCCUAGCAUUUCUAGACUUCGCCUUCGGGAUAGUAGCGCUGAGCCAGAUGCCACCCCUUCUACGCACGCUUUAGAUACACCGGAGGAUGAUGAUCUAGAAGAAGUGCGGUAUGAUCGUUAUCAUAGAAUGAUCAUUAGGCCUGAGGGCAAUAGGUUCAUACCUAGUCAUCAGACUACAAAGAUAAUCACUAAAGCUCUUGGCCGGCUGUAUGAUGCACACUAUGCGACUUGGGGUGAUUUUCCACCGAAGCUCGUGGAGCAAAUCUUCAACCAAUUUAAGAUUUUAAUACAAUUCUUAUCUAUUUAAGUAAUAUAUUAACAAUAUUUUCAUCUAAUGUUACCCACUUCAUUUGCAGACUAAUUGUGUCUGGGAGGACCGGCAUAACAGUUCCAUUCUUGCAAAUUUUGAGUUCAAAUACUGGAAAAAAAUAUGGGAGGAAGAUGACUCAUGAUGAGUUCUUCAUGGAGACUCACAUCCGGAAGAAGAAGGCGCCGACAUAUCCAAGUAGAUGGGUUGAGGACCGGGCGGAGACCACAUAUAAUCGCUAUAAGACUAUUGUGGAGGAGUACAGUCAGAGCUUGCCACCGAAUGAGCAAGGCGAGCGACCUUCCAUUUCAGACAAAGAAGCGCAGAAGAUAUGGUUGGAUGUUGUCGGUGGUCCUAAAAAGGGGAUAGCAUACGACCUUCCAGAGAGAUUAUUUCGGCGCUACAGGGUUGGAUUGCAAGGUAUAGGGACUUCCGCCCAGGGCGGCGAGGCACUUGAUAGGUCGACUCUCUCGGCUAUGGAAAAGAAGAUCUCAAAACUGUCAGCAGAGCUUGAAGAGGCAAAGAAUAGAGAAGAAAAGAGAGAUAAACAAUUUGAUAGCCUUCAAGGUCAGCUAGAAAAGAGGGACCAACAAUUUAAUGUCCUUCAAGAUCAGCUGACCAAUCUUCUUGCUAGUGAUGCUUUCCCCAUUCCUCGGUCUCGUGAGUCUUCCCCAGAUGCUAAUCCUUCUCGUCGUGAUCCUUCGAACAAUGCCAAUGAUGAAGCUUCUAGUAGUGAAGAUGGAGAUGAUGCAGUACAAAACACUCCUUGAAUGGUGUGUAUUGCUAAACAAAGUCUUGAACUUAUGAAUAUUUAGUUGGAAUAGUUUUGAAUGAUGACUGUAUUGUUUACUUUGUUAUUGAACAUUUGUAUUGUUGUUGUUGUGGUUGGCGUUGUUGUUGUGUUUGUU